AUGGUGUACGUAGUAGCAGAUAUGAAAAAUGUCCCAGUGCCUGUGAGUAGGAUAAGAUCUGUAUCAGCACAACUAAUAGCCAGUAUGGCUCCAAACCUGCUCCUUCUGGACCUGGGUAUGGCCAUCAGUUUCGCCACUAUAGUCAUACCCGACCUACUCAAUGCGAAGACAGGACUCUCAUUCACAGACACUCAGGCAUCAUGGUUUGGUAGUCUCUCAUUCCUGACGCAGCCACUUGGAGCUGUAAUAUCAGGUCCGAUUGUGGACUACGUUGGUAGAAAAAAGGCCACAUUCCUAGUCAAUCUUCCUCAUGUCAUGGCUUGGAUCAUCAUGUACUUCGCAUGGAAUGUACCAGUCCUAUUCAUUGGGAAUGCUCUUCUGGGCAUUGGAACUGGAAUCAUGGAAGCACCUAUCAACUCUUACGUAAGCGAAAUCAGUGAGCCAUCAGUGCGAGGUGCCCUGUGUACCGUCACCCAGUUAUUCCUAUCCAUCGGCGUAUUUGCGAUGUACUUCCUCGGCUCCGUGGUCACAUGGCGUGUUGCAGCCAUCGUCUGCAUCUCCAUACCCUUCACAUCAAUGCUGCUUGUGUUGAUUGGAGCCGUCCCAGACACACCAGUUUGGCUACUAUCUCGAGGUCGAGAGAAAGACGCUCUCAAAUCCUUGUGUUUCCUCCGUGGGUGGACCACAGCAGACAAUGUUAAGGAAGAAUUUGACGAACUUGUGGUCUACUCUAAGAACCUAGACGGCUGUGUCAUUUGCUGGAAGAAGGGCCAAGCAGAGUCAGAAUGUAAUCAUUCUAAAAUGAACCGUAUUAGAAGAUUCUUCGUGGAAUUUAAUAUAGUGAUGCUCUGCAAGGAGACUCUAAGGCCCUUGUGUCUUUCGAUGUUGUACUUCACAUUCUACGUGAUGAGCGGCCUCACGCCCAUCAAGCCUAACAUGGUGAACGUCUGCUCAGCCAUGGGCAUGGCUGAUGAUAGCAAGAAUAUUGUGGUAAUGGUGGGCGUUAUAACUCUACUAGCGAGCAUCACCGUGAUUGGCGUUAUAAAAUCUUUGGGCAAAAGAAAGUUGGGUAUCACAGCCAUGCUUGGCACGGCUAUCUCCUGUACUGGCCUUAGCGUAUACGCACACACCCAACUAGAUGACAAGGUGUUCUCCUACGACUCCACGACGUUUCCAGAAGAGAAGAGUAUGGUUCCUUUGAUAUUCUUUUACAUACUCACCGUGUGCACUGGUUUCAACGUCUCUUGGAUCAUUCUUGGCGAAGUCUUUCCUUUCAGGAGUCGAGCUUCAGCACAAGGCUGGGGAGCGGCCUGGAACUAUGUGGUCACCUUCAUCGGUACCAAGACCCUCAUAAACUUGGAGACACAUUUCAGAUUGACAGGAGCCUUCGCCACGUACGCUGCCUUUGCAUACGUAGGCACCAUCUACCUCUACUUCUUCAUGCCGGAAACAGAAGGAAUCUCCCUUCAACAAAUUGAAACCUACUACAAAGGAAAACUAAGAAUAUUCGCCGACGAUUGGUUCAUCAACCUAUUUAAGAAAAAGAAAUAA
Messenger RNA from Spodoptera littoralis (African cotton leafworm), 1551 nucleotides. The record is from the annotation of a GenBank genome assembly. NCBI's taxonomy places the organism in Eukaryota, Metazoa, Arthropoda, Insecta, Lepidoptera, Noctuidae.